GUCAUGAACUACACAGCAGUCCACACUGACGUGUCCCUCGGCGACGCUGGGUACUAUGCCUUUACGCCUUUUAUACGCUGUUUUGACGGCGUGCUCUCCGACUGCGAUGACGACGAUGACGAUCCCGAGGACAUCAAUGCGGGCAAGCUGAUCCGUGCCUGCGGUCUGUCAUGGAUUAAUGAAGGCCAGUCCCGAUUAAGCCCUGGUCACCAACGGUACUCUGGCACCGAGAGUCUCGUUCAGACAAGUAGUCCUGCCGAUAUUAAAGAGGAGCCGCAGUCUAGUUAUGAUAGCGUUGCCGACCAGGCCACCGUUAACAAAGACAACAGUUCAGCCAGGAGUAGGGCUAGCAUCGCAACUCUACUUAUUGCGCUAAUGUGCGCAGCAUACAAUUUCAUAUAAGAGCUGAAUUAUACAUAUAGAUGUCAACCCUAAUACAGCCUUGAUAAGGAGUAGCAAAGCGUAUAUAAGUUGCUCUUUAAGUCUGUUGAAUCUUACGAGAAGAUGAGCUAGGGACUACGAGUAUACAGGAGCCUGUAGUCAUUCAUACCCUAUAUAUAUAUAAUAUUAAUAUAUGGC
This is a messenger RNA of Daldinia loculata, 579 nucleotides long. RefSeq lists its product as uncharacterized. Lineage: Eukaryota; Fungi; Ascomycota; Sordariomycetes; Xylariales; Hypoxylaceae. Bases 4 to 402 code for a protein of 132 amino acids. The record is from RefSeq and is a predicted model, not a curated record. The transcript has a single exon.